Molecule: messenger RNA, 721 nt
Organism: Chlorocebus sabaeus (green monkey)
Lineage: Eukaryota; Metazoa; Chordata; Mammalia; Primates; Cercopithecidae
Gene: MRPS16
Product: mitochondrial ribosomal protein S16
Biological process (GO): mitochondrial translation
Cellular component (GO): ribosome; mitochondrial small ribosomal subunit
Molecular function (GO): structural constituent of ribosome
Source: RefSeq, a predicted model, not a curated record
GUGGGAAGUAUAGGGAGGCAAGCGGAAGAGGCGGGGCGAGUGGACCAUCCGUUUCCGGAGUCAAGGUUUUCGGGCUUUGGACUGCUUGACGGUGCGGCAUGCAGUUUGUUUCUGUCUGUCUUCUGCCUUGCUAAGGCCGUAGAGCUGGUGCGUGCGGGUAGCGGGGCGCUCCGAGGAGCCGUAUGCCGGCAGCGCCAUGGUCCACCUCAGUGCUCUCCUCUACAAGUCCUACCAUGGGGGCCACUUAACCAUCCGCCUUGCCCUGGGUGGCUGCACCAACCGGCCCUUCUACCGCAUUGUGGUUGCUCACAACAAGUGUCCCAGGGAUGGCCGUUUCGUAGAGCAGCUGGGCUCCUAUGAUCCAUUGCCCAACAGUCAUGGAGAAAAAAUCGUUGCCCUCAACCUAGACAGGAUCUGUCAUUGGAUUGGCUGCGGGGCCCACCUCACUAAGCCUAUGGAAAAGCUUCUGGGUCUUGCUGGCUUUUUCCCUCUGCAUCCUAUGAUGAUCACAAAUGCUGAGAGACUGCGAAGGAAACGGGCACGUGAAGUCCUCUUAGCUUCUCAGAAAACAGAUGCAGAAGCUACAGAUACAGAGGCUACAGAAACAUAAGUGAGCUGACUUUAGUGAGCAUAGCAGUGGGAACAAAGUCAAGGUUCUCUUGAAACACUGCAGAGAUCUUAAUUUUGUUAGAUUUGGAGUUCAAUAAAUGGAGUAUCCUGA